AUUUCCAAUCACCAAAGCAUCCAUAAAUUGCAUAGUCACCAAAGAAGCCAUAGUGACAGUAGCAAUAGUUUGAGAAAAAUCCUUUUAUUCAGUCAUGUGGCUUCUUUAACAAUACCCGGAAUUUUUUAAUCUUAAAAGAAAAAUUAGUUUGGCCCUCAUCAUCAUUCCACUCUGUUUAACUCGCUUUUCUUAAAGCGGUUCCCUUGAUGCUUGACAUCGAAGCUCCCUUCAAUCAUCUGCCAAAGCUCAUAUAUUAGAGAGAGACUGAAAGAGACUGAAAAAUUUCUCAGGUUUUCUGUGGUGAGUUUCAAUGUUUUUGUUGUUUUCUUAUGGUUUCAGGGAAAUUCUUGAAGAUUGCUGUCUGAAAAAUUCAAUCUUUAUGCUUCCACUGUGGUCUUGUGGAGCCAUAUAAUGAAGGGUUCUUGCUGAUUUCCCCUUCUCAGAUUUUUUUUGUGAGCUGUUUUGACAUUAUAAGUAAAUGCAGUUUAAGAAUAUUGUGGUUUGCUUCGUUCUUCACAAAGGGGGAUAGAUAUUACAGAUUUUUAGUUGUUUCAAGAGAGUUGGUUAAAAUUCUGUGGGACCUUUUGCUUAUUUCUUGGCUAUUUUUAUUGGAAAUGGAGGGCAAUCAAGAAGGGAUUUUUGAUGUAGGGUUUUUUCUUUAACUGCACAUUCGAUGUUGAGGAGAUCUGUUAGCUUGGUGGUGAAGCAUUUCGUUCAUUGUAAAUUUGAUGUUUAAUAUUGACUUUGCUGGUAAAAUUUGUGGUUAAAUCUUGUUGAUUAUGGCUGAAAUUAAGUUUCCUAGGCUAGAGCCAGGCCAAACCAAAAUCAAGAGUGUUCCAAUUGCUGUAACUCCAGAGGGAUUUUGGUGUUGCCCUUCACCCACUGUGUUUCAAAAGACAGUAAGGACUCAAAAUCCAUUAAACAAGCCCAAUCCAUCUCCUCCCAACCAAACAGCUUCAUCUCAGAAGAAGCAAACCUCUGUGAAUGAGAAGAAGGCAAGUUGUGUGGCGCCUAGAGCCAAUGUUGUUUGUGAUGUGCAAACAACUCAUGGUUCAGAUGCACCUGCUGCGAAUGCUUCGCUGGCAAGCGAGAAGGCGCCUCGCUCUAGGCCUGAGAGUGCACCAAGGAAAGUGACUAUCGAGUUUGGUGAGCCCGGAACGAGUGAUCUCAAGGUGAUUUUGCUUGGGAGGCAGGGAGUAGCUGUGAAGUUGAGUGUUCACAGGAGCGUACUAGUGGAACAUAGCAGUUUCUUUGCCAGUAGAAUUUCGGGACAGCAGCUGGUUUUCCAAUGUCUUGAGAUUGAUAACUGUGAGGAUGCUGAGAUAUAUGUGGAAACUAUUGGGCUCAUGUACUGCAGAGACCUCAAACAACGGUUAAUCAAGCAAAGUGUUUCACGCGUUCUACGCAUUCUCAAGGUCGGCGAACAGCUUGGCUACACCACGUGCAUCCGUUUUUGUUUGGAGUACUUGGAAGCUGUCCCUUGGGUGGGACAAGACGAGGAAGACAAAGUGGUUUCUUUAGUCUCGCGUCUUGAAGGUGAGGGCAUCGGUGUGAAACCAGUACUAAAACGAGUGUCUCCCGAAAUCUUAACACCACCUAAUGACACCCUCUCUCGCAUAUUGGAGCUGGUGCUAAAAAGCAGAGAAGACAAGGGUAGGCGAGAAAUGAAGUCCGUUGUGCUGAAGCUCCUUAAGGAAAACAACAGUCUCGCGAGCUCCUCCUCAGGGCCAUCUGACUUGUGCAACGAGACUCUUUACAGCUCGUGCAGAAGCUCCCUAGAUUCCUUACUGGCUCUAUUCAAACAAGCUGCAGAACCUGAUUUUCUCGACUGGGGUGCGGAUAAGCGGGAGCCAGUGGUGAGGUCGAUCUCUCUGGAGGCAGACAACAUGUUGUGGCUGCUUGAUAUCUUAGCUGACAGGCAAGCAGCAGACGAGUUCGCCAUAACGUGGGCGAAUCAGCAAGAAUUGGCCUCGCUUCACACUAGACUUCCAACAGUGUGUCGCCACCACGUUAGCAUGAUCAGUGCAAGGCUCUUUGUUGGGAUAGGGAGAGGGGAACUCCUUCCAUCCAAGGAGACGCGCCAUCUGCUGCUGAAAACGUGGCUGCAGCCGCUGAUCAAUGACUACAGCUGGUUGCAUCACGGGUGCAGGUCAUUCGACAGGAAAGUUGUCGAGGAAGGAGUAGGCAGGACGAUCCUAACACUCCCGUUGGAGGAUCAGCAGAGCAUCUUGCUCUGUUGGUUGGGAAGUUUUCUCAAGGGUGGGGAUAGCUGCCCGAAUCUUCAACGAGCCUUUGAGGUGUGGUGGAGGAGGACGUUCAUCAGACCGUAUGGAGAUUCAGGGAUUCUCGGGCAGCCGGAGAAUUUAGAUAGUACAAGUUACUGUGUUGAUGGUAAAGAUUGAUUGAGGUCUAACAACAAGGCUGUAUUGCUAAGUUCCAACAAGGUAAUUAUUGUAUGCUUCAUUUGUGUUGAAGGUGAAGAAGCCCAAGAUCCAGUAUUUGUAACAUUUGUGCAAUAAUAUAAAGGAAUAUGAACUUUCUAUGA
Molecule: messenger RNA, 2545 nt
Organism: Salvia splendens (bonfire salvia)
Lineage: Eukaryota; Viridiplantae; Streptophyta; Magnoliopsida; Lamiales; Lamiaceae
Product: BTB/POZ domain-containing protein At3g50780
Exons: 2
Coding region: 780-2402 (540 amino acids)
Source: RefSeq, a predicted model, not a curated record